This is a messenger RNA of Chlamydomonas reinhardtii, 2490 nucleotides long. RefSeq lists its product as uncharacterized. Gene Ontology annotation, molecular function: ubiquitin-protein transferase activity. The record is from RefSeq and is a predicted model, not a curated record. Bases 296 to 2014 code for a protein of 572 amino acids. The transcript is spliced from 6 exons. Lineage: Eukaryota; Viridiplantae; Chlorophyta; Chlorophyceae; Chlamydomonadales; Chlamydomonadaceae. Gene Ontology annotation, biological process: protein ubiquitination.
CAUAACAUCAUGGAAAAGCCCUGAGCUCGGGAUUAAGAAACACGCCCCUCCACCUCAGCAAACCGCCCUCGUAUCCAUGCGGGCGGAAUUCGAGACUCGAAACUUUGCUUGCGUUCCCUGCUUGAUUUCAACACUUGUUUUAAAAUCUGAGCUAUAGAAUCAAUUCUGCAUACUCGUGAUCCAUUGCUAGUGUCCAAAUCUAUUAUAUCGAAGCGAGCCCAGGCGCCAGCUCAAACCGCGAAACUUGCAAGCCUGUGGGUUUGCCACAGACCCUGUACGUAUAUUGUUGCAUACUAUGGACGCUGAUGACCCGCAGCAGCGGCUGCUUCGUGCAGCGGCCGAGCGGGAGGAGGCGGAGGGCCGCGCCGUUGGCGAUGGGGGCGUUGAAAUCGUCGGGCUAGGCCUCCGCUUGCGUCAGCCCAAGCGCGUCCUAGUUGCCGGCGCGAUCAUUCUGGGCGUCUUUCUCGCGCUCACCACGUCCUGGGCAUGGGCAGCGUCGGGCGCAACCUCAGCGGGCUCAAGCGCGCCGGGCUUGGGCAUUGCGGCGUCGGAUGCACAGCGCGUACUGCAGCUCAACUACGUGAGCUUCCAUCCGUUCAACCUCAUUUACCGGUUAUCUGCCCAGACCCUCUUUGGGCUCCCAGGAGAGACCGCCAGCCGCAUCCCCAUGCUGUUCUCGAACUACCAGCUGGAGGUGGUCCUGCGCACCAUGGACCGCCAUGGCACCGCUGCCAGCGGCAGCCACACCACACCAGCGGCCGGCAUCCCCGACACCAGCAACCAGCCCGGCGCCGCCGCCGGCGAGAAGGUCGCAUGCACCACCGCAAGCCCUACACAACCACAGGGCGCUCUGCGGCAGGCCAGCACCCAUGCCGUGGACGUGGCGGGAUACCUGGCCUCGCAGCCCGCCUCCGCUGCCCUGUACGCCGCAGGGCUGCUCACGGCGCCUCGCGCCGCGCUGCUGGUAGCGUGGCUGUGGGAUGCCGACCCAGAUGGCGGUGCCGUCGGCGCGCUCAUGGCGAUGCGCAAUACACGGGUAGACAUUGCGGGCGCCGCCAACAAGCUAACGUUUGGCUGGAUGCGCACCCUGGGCCUGUACAUGUGGCGGGACGAGGCGUCCAAAGGGCCGCAGGCGCCUCCGAGCGGCCUAAGCGGGCUGUGCUUCUGGGCCCUGGCGUUACUGUGCCCCAGCGCCCUCACCUGCUACUUCGCCAUGAGCCUGGCGGCCACCGCGCCCUUGACCGCCGCUUGGGCCGUGCUGUCAAGCCUCACCCGCGGCGCUUGUGAGCUGCGUGUGGCGGCGCACCUGAUUGCGCUGGUGUGGCGGCGGCAGCCGCAGGCGGCGCUGCAGUGCGUGGCGUGCAGUCACGGCGUGCCGGCCGUACUGGGCUGCCAUGUGCUGGGCGGGCUGUGGCUGGCGGCGGGGCUGCUGCCAGGCCGCGUGCUGCUGGGCAUGGCGGUGUACAUGUACGGGCUGUGGGCGCCGUUCGCGGCGGCGGCAAUGAUGCUCAUGGCGCUGCAGCCCAACCAGGGCGGGAUGCUGGAUAUUGGCGGCCUGCACCAUCACCACCGGCAGGGCGCCGGCGGCUUUGCCGGCGAGGAUGCCGACGGCGCUAACGACGGUGGUGUGCGGCCCCAUGUCCCGGGCACUGGCGUGACGGCUUGCGUGGUGGUGCGCCGCCGGCAGCACUGGCCGCCGCCGGUGGAGGUGCCGGCGGCGUUGCAGGAGGAGGCAGAGCACGCGCCGCGGCACCUGCUGUGCCCAAUCACACACCUCAUCCUGACCGAGCCCGCCGUCACCGUCACGGGCGCUACGUACGAGCGCUCCGCCAUCAUUGGUUGGCUGCAGCAGGCCAGAAAGGACCCGCUGACGGGCCACGAGGUGUCGCCGGAGGAGGUGUUCCCGAACCUGGCCAUGUACGCCGUUCUGGAGGAGUACGUGCGGGAGCAGGCGCCCAAGCUGCAGCAGCGGGCAGCGGCAGCGGAGGCCGAGGGUGAGGGUGUGGCGGCGUGAGGUGGAGGCAGGUUUUGCGUGACGUGUGAGCGGCUGCGACUUCAUACAACAGCAUUGUGGUGGCAAGUGGCAACCGCGCCCGCCAAUUUUGGGUCGGUCGUAUUUGGUUGCUUAGUGAGUGGGACGCAGCUCUGUACAUUAUUGGUCUUGCGAUGAAGACGCAAUUUAGCAGCAUCAUGGGGACAAGCGGCAAGGCCACACAUGCCAGCGGUUGACACGCCCGUACAUGCGACAGUACCCAGGGUUGGAAGGCAGAGUCAAGCGUGGUUGUCGUGCCGCUUGUAGUCAGGAAGCCAAGAACUGAUACGCGCUGGUGAUUGCGCUUACUGAAGCGGAGGCUCAGGCAGGCUCAUGGGCUCUUAAAGCCGGGCUGCAGUGUGCAGUCGGUCGUCCCUCUUGCCUAAGUCAAUCCAUUUGUUGUGCGGGUGACAUAAAGUCCAUGCUAUGACUGGCAAUGGCUGUAAGAAUGCCACCAU